GCUGGAAAGUCGGUGCUGGCAAACUUUGUGUCGGAGAGCACCGAAGGGAUCGGCAGGGGCAGCCCGACGCAGGGGGUCAGGAUCCUGGAGUAUGAGAAGCCAAACCUGAACGGUGGCAGCAAGGGAACUGGGUGCCGGUUCGAGCUGUGGGACUGCAGUGGUGAUCAAAAGUUUGAGACAUGCUGGCCAGCUCUGAUGAAAGACUCUCAUGGUGUAAUAAUAAUCUUCAACCCUGAGCUGCCUAGUCACCUGAAAGAGAUUGAAACCUGGUACUCCUGCUUUGUGCAGCAGCAGCCACUGCUUGACAGUCAGUGUCUCCUGGUGGCACAUCACAAGCCAGGCAGUGCAGGGGACACAGAAAACCUGUCCUUGGCUUACCCACUGAACAAGUUAAAACUAAUACAUUCCAACUUAGAGGAAGAUCCUGAAGAUGUGCGGAUGGAAUUCAUGAAGUACUUCAAAAGCAUCAUCACCUUCAUCAAUGAGAGCAGAGAGAGGGAAGAAAUGUCAAUUAUUUCAUAACAUUAAAAAAUACUGAACAGGGCAGAAGAAGGAUUUUUUUCCCUCAGUAAGAUAUACUCACAGUGAGAAUUUUCCAGCCUAUAAACACUUCAGCCUAUAAAG
This is a messenger RNA of Acanthisitta chloris (rifleman), 624 nucleotides long. It is a transcript of the gene IFT22, whose product is annotated as intraflagellar transport 22. NCBI's taxonomy places the organism in Eukaryota, Metazoa, Chordata, Aves, Passeriformes, Acanthisittidae. Gene Ontology annotation, molecular function: GTPase activity. The transcript has 4 exons. The annotation marks the transcript as partial. Gene Ontology annotation, cellular component: endomembrane system. The record is from RefSeq and is a predicted model, not a curated record. Gene Ontology annotation, biological process: intracellular protein transport.